This is a messenger RNA of Symbiodinium necroappetens, 1410 nucleotides long. NCBI's taxonomy places the organism in Eukaryota, Dinophyceae, Suessiales, Symbiodiniaceae. The record is from the annotation of a GenBank genome assembly.
AUGGUUAUCUCGUUUGGGCGAAAGGACUUCGAUGCUGACUUGAUGUGGGCUUCGCUCUGUUCGUCCUACAGUGCCGGCUUCCUUCUGACGUGCUCCACUGGCCGCGGGGAGGAGCUCAGGUCUGAGGUUGGCCUGGCGCCGAACCACGCCUACUCCCUUAUGGCAGUCCACGAGGUCACCACCGCGGAGGGUCAGGUGCGACUGCUCCAAAUUCGCAACCCGCACGCGCGCUGCGCAUGGAAGGGGGCCUGGUCCCAGCGGAGCGGCAACUGGACACCGGAACUUCGCUCGAAACUCCGGUACCCAGCCGAUGAUGAUGCUGGCAUGUUCUUCAUGGCGAUGCCCGAUUUCAUCAUCUACUUCGACCAGUGCACCAUCUGCCAGAUCCAUGGCACGGAGUGGUGCGAAGCGCGCGUGGCGGUGCCGCUGCCAUCACAGGAGGUGCCACGCUCGGGGCUCGCUUUGGAGGCCUGUGGUGCCACUGCGCAAUGCCUUGUGAGCCUGGCGCAGCCGGAGGAGCGAGCUCGAGGCGGAUAUUUCUACAACCAUCUCUUCGAGCAGCUUGCGAGUAUGGGCCUCGUGAUCCUCAACAUGAAGACUCAUCCCCCUUCCCUUGUUGCUGCCAGCGGUCUCAAGAACCGGGGCGUCGUGGGCACAGACUGCUGGCUGCGGCCUGAGGACGAAUACCUCCUAGUUCCCAUGUGCUUGAAUUCUGGUUCUUCCCUAAGUGCUGCAGUGGCGGUGAUGAGCAGCCUGCCGGUGGUGGUAGAAGAGCGCUCGUUGGACCGCCAAGCCGUGAUGUUUGCAUGGGCGGCAUACGCCAAGAGUGGAAAGCCAGCGGAUAAGAGCUCUUUGAACGGCGCUGAUCUGUACAUCCGGAUCUCCGAAGGCCUCGUCGUUUUGGCGGAAAACCGCUCACGCGGCUACAUGCAUGUGGAGCUGACCUGCGAAAGCAGCAGUCUCCAGUUCUCUCGAGGUCUGUGUGCAACUGUGGAUUGCAUCGCCCCUGGCUAUGCCCAGCUUCUGCAGGUGGCCCUGCCGUCGGAGGCGGGUGCAUCAUGGAGCUUGUCGCGGCGCCGCUGGGAGGACGCAUGGGAGGACAAGGGCAGCGGCCGAAUGUCCACCACCAAGGAAGGCUUUGGCUUCGUUGUCUUGCAUGAGCUGAGCAAGAUGACCGGCAUGGACACGGUCCCGCAGAUCUUCGUCGGUGGCACCUUCCUUGGUGGAUGUGAAGAGCUCCAGCGGCUGCAGCAGUCGGGACGAUUGAUCCAGCAAAUAGAAUCCGCGGUGCAGGCUGCAAAGAAAAGGGUGAUCAUGUGCUUGAGGAAGAGGAUUCCUGUGCCACUGCUAAGUGGCGCACAAGCAUUCGUCAACCUGCCACUGUUUUUAGAUCUCGGGACUUGUGAUUGA